Molecule: messenger RNA, 1933 nt
Organism: Oryza brachyantha (malo sina)
Lineage: Eukaryota; Viridiplantae; Streptophyta; Magnoliopsida; Poales; Poaceae
Product: protein ALTERED XYLOGLUCAN 4-like
Exons: 2
Coding region: 120-1715 (531 amino acids)
Cellular component (GO): Golgi apparatus
Molecular function (GO): O-acetyltransferase activity
Source: RefSeq, a predicted model, not a curated record
UUUACCAAACACCCUAAUUCAAGAACACGUAACGGAUCCAUAAAUCGGUCCAGGAUGCGGCCUGCCUAGCUCAGAUCAUAUCGUACCAUCUAUCCACGGCGAGCACCGAGCACGAGGCUAUGAAGAAGCCGGCCGCCGGAAUGGCGCCUCUUCCUCCGUCGCCGACCAAGAGCAAAGCCGGCACCGGCAGCGGCAGCCCGAGACUGCUUCACAGCGUCAGCGGCGAGUGGAGCGUCGUGGUGCGGCGGAACGUCAAGUCCUCGCUGCUGCUGCUGCUCGUGCUCUCCACCUUCUUCGUCGUCUCCGUCCUCCGCUCCUCCCGGAGCUUCGCGCCGCCGCCACCGGCCGCCGCCAGCGAGGCACAGGCACUGACGCCGCAGGGCGAGACUGUUCCUGGCGACGACGGCAGAGGUGAUGAUCAAGAACAGAUCAGUGACGCUGCAGGAAACAAUGUGGCAGCUGAACGCGAACGGAGCUCGUCUGCUGACAUCUCGCUGCCAUCGACGAACUCAUCAACUGAAGCAGCAGCAGCUGCUGCUCCAAGUCAUGCCGGUAAGGUGAAAUGUUUACUCGCGAAAAGCGUACGGCGUUUAACUUUUUCUCGGUGUUUGAUAAUGUGGUUAAUGGCAGGAUCAGUGGACAUGGAGGAGAAAUGCGACAUGUCGAUGGGGAAAUGGGUGAGGGAGCCGAAGGGCGCAGUGUACACGCACAUGUGCGCGACGCUGGCGGAGUACAAGAACUGCCAGAAGCACGGCAAGGAUCCUGGCCACCUCUACUGGCGGUGGCAGCCCGACGGGUGCGACCUGCCGCGGUUCUCGCCGGAGCGGUUCCUCGCCGCCGUCCGCGGCAAGCGGCUCGCCUUCAUCGGCGACUCGCUGGCGCGCAACCAGAUGGACUCCCUGCUCUGCCUCCUCUCUCAGGCCGAGACGCCGAUGGAGGUGUACGCCGACGGGCACGACAAGUUCCGGACGUGGCGAUUCCCGGAGCACGACUUCACGCUGAUGGUGAUGUGGACGGAGUUCUUCGUGCACGCGGAGCCGGUGGUCGGCGCCGAGGGCGAGCCGACGCCGUCGUUCGACAUCCACCUCGACAGGCUGAGCGCCAACUGGACACGCCGCCUGCCGGAGCUCGACUACGCCGUCAUCUCCUGCGGCAACUGGUUCAACCGCCCCAACUACCUCUGGGAGGGCGGCCGCCGCGUCGGCUGCGUCAAGUGCAGCGAGGCCAACCUCAGCGACGUCGGCGUCCCCUACGCCGUCCGCCGCGUGGUGCGCGCCGCCGUCGAGGGCAUCGCGCGGUGCCGGGGCUGCAGGAGCGGCCUCGUCGCGUUCCUGCGGACCUACUCGCCGGACCACUUCGAGCACGGCUCCUGGUUCAACGGUGGCUACUGCAACCGGACGCGGCCGCUGGAGGAGGCGGAGCUGCGCCCGGACAGCGCCGCGUGGGAGCUGCGGAGGGUGCAGCUCGAGGAGGUGAGGCGGGCGAGGAAGACGGCGGCGGCGGCGAGCGGCGGCGGGAGGAGGUUCGAGUUGCUGGACGUGACGAAGGCGAUGAUGAUGCGCGCCGACGGCCACCCCGGCGCGCACAUCGACCCGAGGUGGCAGAGGGCCAUCAGCGACUGCCUGCACUGGUGCAUGCCGGGCCCCGUCGACAUGUGGAACGAGCUGCUGCUCCGGAGGAUCACCGAGAUCUCGCCGCCGGCGGCCGCGAGGUGAACCGUGAACGACGGCGCCACACAUGCGUUGUCGUGGCAUCCUGUCUCGUCCAGAUUUUAGACCGAAGUUUUCAAAGCCAAAUAUAUCAGAUGUUCUCGUUCCAGAAUUUGAAGAUGACCAAAUUAUACUUCUGUAUAUAUGUAUAUGUAACCUCUCCAUUCAUGGAACUAAUGAAAAGGAAGCAAUUACUCAAGUGAAACAAGAACGGAUUUUCAUCA